Molecule: messenger RNA, 1179 nt
Organism: Striga hermonthica
Lineage: Eukaryota; Viridiplantae; Streptophyta; Magnoliopsida; Lamiales; Orobanchaceae
Source: the annotation of a GenBank genome assembly
AUGAGCCAAGAGCCAAUUUUCCCAAACCUUCCACCAGAAAUCAUCAUCAACAUCCUCUCAAGACUCCCUAUCAAAACUAUCAUAUCCUACAAACUCGUCUGCAAGCCAUGGCUCGAACUACUCGAGACUCGCGAUUUUGCUGAUUCCCAUUUAUCUAAAUCCCUCCCCGGAUUAAUCAUCCGAAAGUCCACAAUCGACGGCUCGAACUACACGAAAACACUCAAAUUUUUCGAACUCAACGAUGAGUCCGAUCACGAUCGACACCACAAUCUCCACUACAAUUUAGUCACCGAAUUUGACCACGACUCGUUCAUUAGUCACUACACGUGUAUACAAGGCUCGGCUAACGGGCUCCUCUUUUUGCGUGAUUUGAACACCAAACCUAAUACGCUCCACAUAUGCAACCCGAUCACGCGCGAAUAUCUCGAGCUUCGCAGUCGAGAAAAGUUCCUUUACUCUUAUCCCACGAAAGUCACCUACGGAUUCGGAGUGAGCACAAAAACCGGUCGAUAUAAAGUCGUUCGAGUCUUCCACGAAUGCACGCGCGACACCAACACCAAAGCUUUAUUAGACAUUCCCAAGUCCGAAUGCCACGUGUACACUCUCGGGACCGGAUCGUGGAGAAAAAUCGCGCAUGAUCACGCGAAAUUGGAGUACAAUUGUCGUUCGACCGGCGCUUUCUUGAACGGCAAUCUCCACUGGUUGGUGGUGGAUUUAGAGGGCACGUGCCGGAUUUCUUGCUUCGACCUUGAAACGGAACUCUUUCGCACGUUUACGAUUCCAUUCAAUGUGAUACUGAAUAGAAGUAGAUGCCUCGGGGAUUUGUUCGUGCUGGGUGAUCGUUUGUGUAUAUGCGACAAUACGUCCGAGGAUGAAAUCGUAAUUUGGUUGAUGAGGGAGUACGAGGACGAGACAUCGUGGGCUAAGGAGUACGUGAUGAGCAAACGACCAGAUCUUGAUGGGGAAUGUAAUGAAGUCGUUCGACCGAUGAAAGUUUUCAGAAAUGGCGAUGUGUUGAUGGCGUGGGACGAUUACUUCUUGUUCUACUAUUCGGAAAGAGACAAGGGUUCUAGAAGUAUCGCCAUGUUUGAGUGCAUGGGUAGCAUAGACUCGUGCCUUCACAAGCCGAGCUUUAUUCCGCUUACAAACUUUCCUAUGGAGAAUGUAAUGUCAUUUUGA